This is a messenger RNA of Trifolium pratense (red clover), 529 nucleotides long. RefSeq lists its product as uncharacterized. The coding region runs from base 47 to 385 and encodes 112 amino acids. NCBI's taxonomy places the organism in Eukaryota, Viridiplantae, Streptophyta, Magnoliopsida, Fabales, Fabaceae. The record is from RefSeq and is a predicted model, not a curated record. The transcript is spliced from 2 exons.
UUGUUGUUUUGCUAUAAGUCAUAUAUUAAAUAUUUUUUUGAAGGGUAUGAUUCAUUGUUCCUUAUAUAAAAAGGAGCCACCAAGGAAUAGAAAGAUAUCUGCUCUGAAACAAAUGAGAAACUGGAAGGGCUGGAGGUGUUUCAAGAGCCUUACUAUCCACCCUUUUAAGAGUAUCCUUAGUAAAAUGAAUUCAAAUUUCAGAUUCAAAUCUCAAGGACACAGAAAUGGACUUGUUAGUCUUUAUAAAGACAUGGAGUCUUGUAGAGAAUAUGCAGAUAUUCAAGUGAUGUGGAAAAUGAUUGAAUCAUCAUCUCCUCAAAUUGCUUGCAAGAAGAAAAAGAUCAUUAAGCCUUCUUAUUGGAUGAUUUGUUUCAGGCCAACAUGAUUUUUUUUAUCUUCAGCAAAAUGGGAACUCAAAAUUUGUAUCUCAAUUCAUUCCUUCAUACCUCAAUUUCUAUCAUGUCAAUAGUUUUGUUACCAUAGGAAGUGAAAGUGAAUGAGCAGAGUACAAAUUUGAUUCUCCUUUAAA